Mya arenaria is the source of this 3912-nucleotide messenger RNA. RefSeq lists its product as uncharacterized. The record is from RefSeq and is a predicted model, not a curated record. The transcript has 3 exons. NCBI's taxonomy places the organism in Eukaryota, Metazoa, Mollusca, Bivalvia, Myida, Myidae. The coding region runs from base 49 to 3912 and encodes 1287 amino acids. Gene Ontology annotation, molecular function: protein binding.
UGUCGAUAAACAGGCCUGAGGUUGUUUUACUUCAAAAUCGAAUUAAAAAUGACGCCUGAUUUAUGGGUUAGUGAACAGUUUAAUAAUUUCAUCUGCUGUAUAUGGACGUUAAAUUUUUGUGCCAAGGCAUUAGAAUGUUACACCGAGAAGAGGCUGCAAAUACUCCACCAAAGGAUUUAUAACGAACUGGCAAGCAUUCCACAAUGUAAACACAAGUGUAGUUCGGUACAUGGAGGACAAACACACUUGUGGUGUCAAUAUUGCAUCGGCUGGAAAAUACGUCUCGAAAAAGAAAAGGUAACGAAAAGUCGUUUUAAUUUUGUAAGAUGCCAGUCAUGGAUGUGGGCAAAUUCGUUCCACGAUAUCAUCGAUGUGUUUGUUCCAUCAAACUGGAAAACAACACCAGAAAUAACAGAUGUUUCAUGCGCUUGCAACCUCUGGAAGAAUUGUAAAGUUUUUAAGUUAAAUGACAACACAGUGUCUAGAAUUCAGGAUUUAAGAAACAAAAUAUAUCACGAUUGUAGCAGAACAAUGGAAGUUUCUUUGGAUUUAAAAAGUGAAGUAUUUGACGCGGCUUUUGAUCUCAUUUAUGAUGCUGAUGUACAACCAUUUUUGGAUAAAGCAGCAUGCAAAAAGAAACUUGAAGAACUUCAAAACGGAAACACAGCCUUUCAGGAUGUAAUACAACAUUUUAAAGAGGAGAUGAAUGUCUUAAGCAAAACUCAGCUUGAAUUGGUCGCAAAUGACAAUAACAUCAUACAAAAAAUAGAACAUAUAGAAUGGGAAAAAAACAUUAAGGUUACGAAAGUAUAUAAGUUUUUUUCAAAACUACAGAAAUAUGCACGGGAAACGUUGACACUAAUAAAAAGCAAUCCUAUGUCCGUUACUACUUUCAUCCUUAUUUGUGCACUUUUGAUGGCAGUAAACAAAUUGUAUUUCCAAGAACAAGACCAAAGUCAUAUGGAGUCAAAGCAAUGCGUACCAGAGCAGUAUUCUUAUCCCUUCCCACAAGAUUUGCCAUUGGUUGGUUACCUCAAACAACACACAGAUUUGAUUGGACGUGAAUGGCUUUUUACAGAGAUGGAGAGUGAUAUUUUAUCUCUUGAACAUAAGAGGGGCGUUUUCGUUAGUGCUGAGCUAGGGUAUGGUAAAUCUGCAAUUAUUUCACAUCUAUUAUGUGCGGGAGAGGGUACAAAGGGUUUUGUUCUCAAUAGGAAAGUCGUUGCCUUUCAUGUUUGUAAAUUCAACGUUGAAAGCACAAGAAACCCAUAUAGAUUUAUCAAAAGACUAGUUGGAUCUUUUGCAACGAAUAAUCCAGAGUAUGGAACGAAACUUGCAUUUUUGCCAAGCACCUCCUUAAUAUUCAACGAAGAUAAGUGCACUGUUGAAAUAGAAGCCUGUUUUGAUCAGGCAAUUACCCACCCAUUAAAUGAAAUUGGGGGGAAACUAGAAACACAGAUUGUUGUUAUUGAUGCCCUCGACGAAUGCUAUGAAAAAGAACGAAACCUUAUUUUAGAAAUUACUCAGACAAGAAUACGACUUUUGCCAAAGUGGGUGAAAUUUAUAAUCACCUCCAGAAAUUUUACAGUACCGCCUGCUUUUCAUCGUUAUCUCAAAUUAUAUUUUUUGAAUUACACUGAUGAAAGAAAUAUAAAUGAUAUUGAAAGAUAUCUGAGGUAUCAUGAGGUCAAUGUGAAUGUGUCAAAGCACAUCAAAGAGGGGGAUAGCAGUUUUUUAUAUGUCGUACAUGCGUUGCGGUUUUUGGCUGAAACCAACCAAACUAGAAUUGAUAAGAUACCUCUUUCUCUAGAAGAUAUAUAUGAAAUGAAUUUCGAACGACAAUUUGGACAGAGCGGUUUUCAGGAGGUCAAACCAAUAUUCGAAUUAGUCUGCGCUUCCGUUACCUCACUUCAAUUGACGGACGUAUUUGAGAUUUUAGAGUUUAAUAAUGUUUCGGAUAAGAACACACUUAACGAGCGAUACAGGAAACUGACGUUCUUUUUUUGGGAAAUUGAAGGCAAGGUAAAUUUCAUUCAUCAGUCGUUAUACAAGUGGCUUAUAAGUGUUGAGAACAGUUUCUACAAGAUUUCACUCCAGUCUGGGCAUAUGAUGAUGGCAAGAUUCUUAAUGAAUGCUACACGAAGUAAAACCAUAAACGACAGCAUGGUCAACCUAGCAAUUCAUACUGCUGCUUCUGGUGACAAACUCCUAGAAACGCUGUUCAAAUCUAUGAAAUUCACUGAGAAAUAUCCCCUUCAUGACCUCAUAUUAAAAACAUCAUCAGUUGAAGCUCUAAGGCUUGUACAUUAUCACGUAAACGAAACAGACUCCCUCGAUGAAAUGUUAACGACGCCUGCAUACAAAGCAUCAUCAAAAGGUCAUACAGCACAGCUAAAAUAUCUUUUUGAGAAUGGAGCUGACCUUGAUUUUUUUCAACCAGUACAGGCAUUUUGUCAACUGGGCUUUAUGAAGACGCAAGAAAGUAUUAACUUCUAUCAAAACGCAAACAUUUCUGGAUAUGGGCUGCUUCACAUUGCAACGUAUUAUGAGCGACAAGGAACAAUUAGAUUUCUUAUUGACAACAUCAGUAACAAAACGUUGAAUAAAAGGUCAAUUUUUGGACAGACAGCAAUUGACAUAGCAUGUGAAAAGGGGAAUUUUGAAAGUUUUGUUCAACUGUUCAAUGCUAGGUCUUCCUUGACAGGAUGUAUGCAUUACGCAGCCAGAGGAAAUAAUUUAGAGAUCGUACAGUUUUUGGUUGCAAGGGGAAUGAAUCCCUUUUGUGUUGGAGACAGAGUGUCCGUUAAUGCACUUGCGCAAAUAAAGGACGUAUCACAAUGUGUACCAAACUUUGAAUUUGGAUCAGAGAAAUACAAUGUCCUGGAUUUCUGGUGGAAGGUGUUGAAAAAUAAUCCAUUACAUGUGGCCAUUCAAGUAAGAGCAAAUGAUGUCGCGAAAUACCUAAUUGAUAAUUUCCCCGCCUUAAUAUACUGCAAAAACGCCGUAGGGUUCACGCCUUUCUUGUUAGCAAUUAAGUCAAACAACACGGAAAUAUUUUCGAUCCUUGCAAGACAAGCCUCUGAGGACAAAUGUGGAAACAUGACUGGCCAUAUUGAUACCAUAUUUCAGUCGAAUGAAAAUAUUCCAUUGUGCCCGACGGGUGGUAAUUUUGCCCAUGUUACUGCUUCACACGAUUCCUUUGAAUUUCUUCAACACGCUGUCAAAACAUUCUCAACGUCUGACCAAUGGGUUACUUUAGACUACAAAGGUUUAUAUCCGGUCCACUACGCUAUCAUUUAUGAUAAUGCUAUAUUUGUUAAUUUCCACAUACAACAUUUAGACAAAAAAUAUAGUUUAUCAACGAGGACAUCAAAUGGGUCUAGCGUGUUGCACCUAGCUGCUCUUCACAAGUCAUUCUUAUGUAUUAAUGUGUUAAAGGAUUAUUUUAAAAAUGAACAUGGUUUCAAAGACAAUUCUGGCCGGAAUCCCAUUCAUUACCUUUUCCAUCAACGAAAUGAAAAUAUAACCCACCAUAACAGUUAUCUUGUGGCCUACAUAUUUAAUAAUUUAAGGUUAUUUUUUUCAUUGAAUGCAACUGACAACUUUGGAAGAAACUUUGUACAUUAUGCCUCACUAAACGGUUACUUGCGAGUUCUUCCUUUAAUACAAUCACAUAUAGAUGAGCAGGUUAUUUUAACCCUUUUUCUUGGUCGGGAUCACCAAAACUUAACACCAAUAGAAUAUUUAAUGACCAAUAUUUCUGAUUCCAACGCGCCUUAUGUUUACUUAUUUACAGGAUUAUUUGAAGAAUUUUCGGAUCAUUCAGUUCAACCAGUUUAUAAAAAACAUGUCAUUUCAGAUGUUUGGGAAAUCGACCUUUUUUUCUAUUUGCACACAACGACUCUUUCCUAA